This is a messenger RNA of Schizosaccharomyces japonicus yFS275, 707 nucleotides long. Its product is annotated as hsp16-like protein. The coding region runs from base 193 to 609 and encodes 138 amino acids. Lineage: Eukaryota; Fungi; Ascomycota; Schizosaccharomycetes; Schizosaccharomycetales; Schizosaccharomycetaceae. The record is from RefSeq and is a predicted model, not a curated record. The transcript has a single exon.
AUGACGAAUUCGACUUCUUCCGGUUUCUGAAAAGGUAUAAAUACACCUCUACAAUUCCCCAAUUCGACAUCAUUCACAGAUUCAAGACAUCUUCUGAUUACACAGUUCGUUUCUAACGACCUUUAUUAAUUACCUUUGCAUACUUGCAUAUCUACAACACACAAACACUCUCUCUAUCUUCCACAUAUCAUCAUGUCGAUUCAACGCUUUUUUGGUUUCCCCGAAGUCUUCGACGACUUUUUGAACUACGCUCCUAUUGUCCAAAGCAGAGCUCGCGACAAUGGCACUCUUUCGCCUGCAAUUGAUGUCCAUGAGGGACGCGACACCAUCAGCGUGGAUGUCGAGCUUCCUGGUGUGAAGAAGGAAAAUGUCAACGUCCACUACGACAAUGGCAAGCUUACCGUGAGCGGUGAAAUUGUCAACGAGCGUACUUCCGACGAGGAACAGCGUCACUGGUCUGAGCGUCGCUUCGGUACUUUCUCCCGUACUAUUUCUCUGCCUUCUAAGGUCGACGCCGACCAAAUCGAGGCCUCCUUCAGCAAUGGUUUGCUCACCAUUACGCUGCCUAAGGUUGAAAAGGUCACCAAGCGCCAAAUUGAGAUCAAGUAGGCGCCUAUUGGUGACUGCUUGAGCAAGCCACCGGUACAGGUUGGCCUGCGCAUUACGAUAUAGUUAAUGAGUAAUGAUUACUGUCAUACAGCUAUGAA